Mus musculus (house mouse) is the source of this 3684-nucleotide messenger RNA. RefSeq names its product actin related protein 2 (gene Actr2). The record is from RefSeq and is marked validated. Bases 100 to 1299 code for a protein of 399 amino acids. Gene Ontology annotation, cellular component: site of double-strand break; Arp2/3 protein complex; nucleolus. The transcript is spliced from 10 exons. Lineage: Eukaryota; Metazoa; Chordata; Mammalia; Rodentia; Muridae. Gene Ontology annotation, biological process: positive regulation of lamellipodium assembly; Arp2/3 complex-mediated actin nucleation; positive regulation of double-strand break repair via homologous recombination. Gene Ontology annotation, molecular function: actin filament binding; structural constituent of cytoskeleton.
GGGCGGGGACUUCCGGUUUGGGCGGAGCGGCGGGCCGAGGGCGGGGCCGUGUGGAGGAGGAAGCAGGCCAGGCCGGGCGGCGGCUCACCAGGACGAACCAUGGACAGCCAGGGCAGGAAGGUGGUGGUGUGCGACAACGGCACUGGGUUUGUGAAGUGUGGAUAUGCAGGCUCUAAUUUUCCAGAACACAUCUUCCCAGCUUUGGUUGGAAGACCUAUUAUCAGAUCAACCACCAAAGUGGGAAACAUUGAAAUCAAGAAUAACAAAAAGAUGGACCUUAUGGUUGGUGAUGAGGCAAGUGAGCUGCGUUCCAUGUUGGAAGUGAACUACCCCAUGGAGAAUGGCAUCGUGCGGAAUUGGGAUGACAUGAAGCACCUGUGGGACUACACAUUUGGACCAGAGAAACUCAAUAUAGACACCAGAAACUGCAAGAUUUUACUUACAGAACCUCCCAUGAAUCCAACCAAAAACAGAGAGAAGAUUGUAGAGGUAAUGUUUGAAACUUACCAGUUUUCUGGUGUGUAUGUAGCCAUCCAGGCAGUUCUGACUUUGUAUGCUCAAGGUUUACUGACUGGUGUAGUAGUGGACUCUGGAGAUGGCGUCACUCACAUUUGCCCAGUAUAUGAAGGCUUUUCUCUCCCUCACCUUACAAGGAGGCUGGAUAUUGCUGGGAGGGAUAUUACCAGGUAUCUUAUCAAGCUGCUGCUGUUGCGAGGAUAUGCCUUCAACCAUUCUGCUGAUUUUGAGACAGUUCGCAUGAUUAAGGAAAAACUUUGUUAUGUGGGUUACAAUAUUGAGCAGGAGCAGAAGCUGGCCUUAGAGACCACAGUGUUAGUUGAGUCAUAUACACUUCCAGAUGGACGUAUCAUUAAGGUUGGAGGAGAACGAUUUGAAGCACCAGAGGCUUUAUUUCAGCCUCAUUUGAUCAAUGUCGAGGGGGUUGGUGUUGCUGAACUGCUUUUUAACACAAUCCAGGCAGCCGACAUUGAUACCAGAUCUGAAUUUUACAAGCACAUUGUGCUUUCUGGAGGUUCUACCAUGUAUCCUGGCCUGCCAUCGAGGUUGGAACGAGAGCUUAAACAGCUUUACUUAGAACGAGUUCUGAAAGGAGAUGUGGAAAAACUUUCAAAAUUUAAGAUCCGAAUUGAAGACCCACCCCGCAGGAAGCACAUGGUGUUCUUGGGUGGCGCAGUCCUAGCAGACAUCAUGAAAGACAAAGACAACUUUUGGAUGACCAGACAAGAGUACCAAGAAAAGGGUGUCCGUGUGCUGGAGAAACUUGGUGUAACUGUUCGAUAAAAUAGCAGGCUUGUCCCCAUCACGCCUCUAAUGCUUUUUCUUUUUCCCUUUUUAAAAAAAUUUUUCUUUAUUGCCAAUCUUUGAAGUCAUUCAACCCAGGACUGAAAGAGGCUCUCUGUCCCUUUUGACAGAAAGGUCAAGUUUUUCUCUGUCUUGGGGAAGCAUUGCUAAAUUCUUGUUAAUAUGGGUAAAUCUGGUUGUUUAAGGCUACCAAAUCUUUGCAGACAUUACCAGGGCAAGGGGUUGCUGCUGCUCUGUUUCUUUCUUUGUAGGCAUUUAGAACUGCUUGUAGGCUUCCAAUUUUUGCUUUCUUGCUCUAAUGCUGCUAGCUUUAGUUUUAGCACAGUAGGUGGUAUGUCUUUAUUAGCAUAAGAAAAACUUUCACAGGAGCUUUUACAUAUGCUGGGUGGGGGUGGUAAGGGGUGGGUGGGCAGCCCGAGCGGGAGGGCCUUUCCUCUGUAGUGUUAGCUUUCAGCAGGUCACUGCUGCUACUUUUGAAGUCCCCUGAAGUGUCUCCUAGUAACAUCUUAGGGAAAUAUUAAGCUCACAACUAAGGUGUUUGGGCUAGAGUUUUAUGUGAUGGAACAAAUGGGUGACCUUUCUGUUGUGGCUUUUGAGGUCUUCUGCUCUGGGUACAAAAGAUGCAUGAACCUCAUUUACAAUACUCUGACUUGGUAGUUUUCUUCUUUCCGUCUGCCUGGAACUGUUCCCAUAUGACAGGAAAAAAGCAAGCCCAGUGUUUUAUUACCAUCUGUCAGCUGGGAGUAUAUUUCCUAUACUCUAUCAGUGAAAAAGUAACAUUUUAAAGGAAAUGCUUUUUCUAGGUCAAAUUACAGAUAGAAAAUUGCUCAAGGGCCAGCAUUUUCUAAUGCUGUUGUUUUUCCUGGAAGCACUAAGGAAAUGAACCAACCAAGUUCCACUCUUGAAAGUUGUACUUUUAUGUUCCUGAUCAGUGCUUCUCGACAAGAGCUACUGUACAGAGAAGUAAUUCAUGGCUGUGGGUUAAUUAUAAUUGUUGUAGUAACAUUCACAUUGGGACUUGGUGCCAGUUGUUUUGUUUUGUUUUUUCAUGAGACUUGGGACUAAAAUUUUAGCAACAACAACCACAAUAGAAAAUUUACCAGUAGUCAACCAUGUCUGUACAGUUAUGGAGGCUACUUCCCAGCCCUCUUUGGUUCUUGCAGGAAGAGUGUUUGCAGGCCUGUCCUGUUGGUAUUGUUUGUCAGCUCAGAAAGAAUCAGGUGGUACCCAAGUGCGGGGUCUUCCUAACGUUGAAAAAUGAAACGAGAAGCUGUAUCACAGAAAAUACAAAAUGAUGAUUCUGAGAGAAAUAUUUUCCUUCAUUUCAAAUGUUCUUUACUAAUGAUGAAUUUGAAAGAAUGGCUUUUUUCCUUUUUUCUUUUUUUUUUCUUUUUUUUUUUUUUGGAUGCUUAAAAUCAGAAUUUUUAAUGGAUUUUUUAAGAUAACUUUAAUUAGUUUAUAUGAAAUCAGCAGCAAAAGGAAGUUUGUCUUAAUAAUGCAGCUUCUGUGAUGUUAAGUAUUUUUGCCUGUUUUACCUCAAUUUGAACAAAUAGGAGAAGUCUGUGUGCAUGCUGGACAUGCUCAGUACACACGACAGCCCGCCGGUGCAGUGCGGUGUCAGCUGCUCGGUGUUGGGUGCGUGACUCAGUCACAGUGGAAUCCCUAAGCGUUCCUAAAUCAUGUUGUCAAAUUCUCCAGUCUCGGGAGUUCUGGGCCCAUUACCUGCUGUGCAUAGGACUGGUACCAAGGACUAUUGAGUGUAGACAAACGAUCAACUCUUGGCUUUGACCAUGGCUUUAAACAAAGGGGUGAAAACAAGAAAGAAUAGGAUGGAAUCUGGAAUAAAACAGUGAAAGAGCAUUGUUCUUUGUACCUUGAAUGUAGAAUUUGUUUUUAUUUCAUAAUUCUGCUAGCAAACAUGACUGUUAAAAUGAUGUAUUUAUAUAUGUAAUAAUUUAGAAAUUCCAUUUUAUAGUUUCCUAUCCUAAGGUGAAAUAAUGAAUUUAGUAAUUUGGGAGUUCGGACAUACUGUAUUCUAUUGGAGGUGCCAGGUUUGAGUCCUUCAAAAAUAAAAAAAAUUUAAAAAAUCUGUUUUUUAAAAGAUCUGAUUUUUAGCUCUUUGAAACCCAUCGUCACUUAGAUUUCCAAUGCUAAUUAAAAUUCUUUUAUUUUUAAAUUAAAAUCACCAAUGCCUUGAGGGUCUUCUUAGAAAAUAUGGUAUUGGAUAUUAACUUUCAUAGUUCUGAGCACUAUUAGUAUCUAUCUGACAAGUAUUGGGAAGAUCAAUGGAAAGCUAAAUAUUCUAAAUUUAACACAAAUAUACUUCUUUUUAAUUAAGAAAAUAAAUAAGAUUUUUCAACAUAA